ACGAAAUCGAGUGGAAAGCGGAGCAAGUAAAACAAGUAGAGUAAAACACACAACUAAUUAAUUGUAAUUUGGCCGAAAGUGCAGACGGUGCGCGCGCGAUCGCUUGAUUGUAUUGUGAAUCAUUAGUAAUUAACGCAGCUUUGCAAAAUUAAAACGAAAUCAUAAAUAUACAAAAAGGAAGCAACAAAAAAGUGUAAAAGAGAAUCGCCAGAGGAGAGGGAGAAGAAAAUCUUCCUGGUUUUUGCAUGCUUUCAGACACUUUUAAGGGGUUUUAAGCCACGCCCAUGCAGUCCUUCACUUCGUUUUCCAACACAUAACAUGACAGUGCUGUCUAAUGAGAAGCUUUCAAGGCCGAAAGUACCGAGGUUAACUUUCUCCCUCACAUUUUCGCUCAGUGCAUGCUUAACGGCGACAGUAGCCGGCCCUGUUAACUGUUAAUGCUCGCCGGUGACAACGAGCGAGACAGUGGCAGCAACAACAAAAGGCGAUGAUUUCCGUUCACCCAUCGAUGGAUCAGCAAGAGCAGUUUGUAGCAGUACUAUGGUAAUAUCGAUCGGUACGAUGGGCCUCGUGCCGCAGCCACAUCGAAAAUUUGCAACCUAUCGUAGGAUGUAAAGGAAAAUCCCCGAGGAGAAGAACCGCAAGGCGAAUUUCAAAUAGUUUAGCAAAUAGAAGCGGCGAACCAGGGGUGAAGCGCCACCCCACCCACCGUCACACAAAUGAGGGUGCCACCAACAGGUUGACCACCAAAAAAAAAACCCCCCAAAAAAUAAGCAAAAUAACGUAGUAAUAAAAAAAGCCAACCGCACGACAAAUAGAAAAGGCAAAAACAACCGAAACCACCAGGCAGCCACCGAAAGAGAUAGAGCGCUAAAACAGAGCGAGAGGAGAGUGGAGAGUGUGUAAACAGAAAAAGGCGAAACACAACACACGAAAAUACAAAAUUCAAAGAGAAAUAAACCCGAAAACACACACAACACCCCCUUCAAACCACAGUAUCCCGCUACAAAAUGUUACAAAACUCGAACGGCGCUGCCGCAGCGCAUUCGGCAGCCUCAGCGGUGGCGACUCCGGCAGCGGCGGCAUCCGCAGCAGCAGCGGCUGCUGCAGCGGCUGUGGCUGCAGCGGCCAACAACGCCGCCCUGGCCGCCUCCUCCAUCCAGCCCAAGCUCAUCGUCAUCCGCCGGCGACCCAACCAGGGAUUCGGGUUCACGCUGCGCCACUUCAUCGCCUAUCCGCCGGAAGAUGACCAGGCAUCAUCAUCCGCAUCGGGAACGGCGACAGGAGCAACGGCGGCAUCGGUAUCGACCAAUUGGCCACAGGAAGCCUCCAGUGCGGCGGGCAGCAGCAGCGGCAGCAGCAGCAGCGUCGGCGUCGCCGGGAUCACCGGUUUGGAGCCAACGUCGCCGACGUCGCUGCCGCCGUACCAAGUGAAAGCGAUGGAGACCAUUUUCAUCAAAGAGGUGCAGGCGAACGGACCGGCCCACUACGCCAACCUGCAGACGGGCGACCGCGUGCUGAUGGUCAACAACCAGCCGAUCGCUGGCAUCGCCUACAGCACCAUCGUCUCGAUGAUCAAGCAGACGCCGGCGGUCCUCACGCUGCACGUGGUGCCCAAGGAGUGCGAUGUCCUGCAGAUGCACUAUACGAGCAUUGCCCACACGCCGGAGUCGAAUCGCCUGACCAUGUCGACGCACUCGCCCUCGCUGCUGGCCAACGGCUCCCACAAGACCACAUUUCCAGCGGCGGCAGCAGUUGCAGCACCACCGCAUCAGCAGCAGCAGCAGCAGCAACAGUUGAUCUCAUAUCCCGCUGUUGCAGCCGUGACCACAUCAUCGCCGGCAGGAUCGCCGCAAUCCCAAUCCCAAUCGCACCCCAACCCCCAUCAUGCGCCAUCCCUGCACGGAGGCAGUCGAUCGGGCAGCAUCACCAGCACGGCCAGCGGAGGCAUCACCAUCCUCAAUCAGCCGUUCUACCCACAGCAGCAGCAGCAGCAACAGCAGCAACAUCGUCAUCCAGCGCUGACCGGCGGCAGCAGCAGCAUCGAUUUCGGGGACAUGGCACAUGGACUGCGCCAGCAUCAGCAGCAGCAGCAGCAGCAACAUCUGUACCAGCAGCAGCAACAGCAUCACCAGUUUAUGCGUGCUAAUCAGCCGCCAAAUUUAACAGUAUUAUCGGCCAGCUCGGCAACGAACACGCCCACACCCACCGCCCGCCAGCCCAAGUCCGCGACGAGCCACAACCAGGCGUUGUAUGCCGUCGGAGCGGGUCCGAGCUCAGCAGCCGGAUCUGGGUCGGGAUCCCUUUCGGGGGGCAGUGAGAACAGCGACCUGAUGAUCCGACUGCGCGAGUCCAUCAAGCAGAAGGAGGAGUUCCUUAAGUCGCCGGUGCCCGCCUCCAUGACCUCCGCCUCCUCGAUCAACGGCAACCAGGCGCAGUCCUCAUCGCCGGCACAGCAGCAACACCUGCAGCAGCACCAGCAGCACUUCUUUCCCUCGCACACGCCGCCAGGUGGUGUCCAAGUGGUGGUGCCUCCACCGCGCAGUCGCCAUCAAGUGAUGCUCAAGCAGCAGCAACAGCAGCAGCAGCAACAGCAACAUCAUGUCCUUGGCUACGACAUGUACCACUCAGGUGGUGGUAAGCUGGUGCAGCGGUCUUCCACGGCGCCUGGCAGUGUGUGCCACCACCACCAGCAGCAGCAGCAGCAGCAUCACCUCUAUCACCAGCAGCAACAUCAGCAGCUCCAGCAGACGCAACAUCGCCAGGUGAUGAUCAACAACAAUGCCAAGUAUGCCAAGGAUCUGGACUAUUUUGAGACGUUGCAGGAGACAGGAGUCACCAAUAAGGUCUUUGAGCGCAAGCUGGUGUCACACAUGUCCAAGGGAUUCGAUCCGUUUAAGCCGCUGUCGAUCAACACCAGUGCCCUGGAGUCGUCUGCCAGCACGUCGAGCAGUUCGGCUACCACGACGGUGAAGAAGCAAAGUGUGCUGUACGAAUCCCUGCAGCAGCAUCCGCUGGCCAAGUACCAUCAGACGCAGCAGCAAUCGACAACGACGACGACGGUGGAUGGACAGACGAGUAGCCGCAUGGAGCUGCACAAGGCGACCCUGGCGAAUGCCACCAUCGAUCCGGUGCCAAUGGGAUCCAGCAAGUUUGUGACGCUGCCGGAUAAGCCGUCUGCUGGUUCCUCCGUUGCCACCUUGGCGGACAUCGCCGAGAGCAGUGCGGCAGCCAUUGUGGACAGUGCGUCGGGAAGCGGCAACGUUGUGCGGCGCUACAAGCCAUUAUCCUCCAGCUCCUUUGACGAAGGCAAACCAAUGCGUAGGAUAUCCUACCUGCGGGCAACCAACAAUGAGACCGACUUCAAUGCGGAGGCUGCCGCUGGCGGAGAUGCCGCGGCAACAGGGGCAUCAGGACCAGCAUCCGCAUCAGCAGCUUCGUCUGCAUCUGGACCCACGCCCUCAUCUGCUCCUGCUCCAGCUCCAGCACCAGCACCCCUGCCUAUUUCGAUCCCCAUUCCGGUGGCUGCUGUCGUCGAGCCGCAAAAGACGAAGUCCCUGGUGGAGGAGCAUCCGGAUCCCACCUACGAUGUGAUUGGAGGCACAGGUGGUGGCCACGAGUUCAUCGAGACGCCGAACGGCCUGGAGGAUGUGCGUCUGUCGGCCCACGGCAGUCGGAGGGCCUCCAUGAGCAGUGACAUGCGAAGCAGCAUCCACAUUGAUGCCGAGUUGAAUGGCAAGUAUGUGCCAAACGAACUGGAGGCCUUUGAGACGGAAAUCGAGAUCAAGUCCUCUUGCAUCAACGGAAAACGCAUGUCCGAGUACCGAUCGUGGCGUCAGGUGAAGCUGGAGAUCAAGGGAGAUCUGCUGCGUAUCUACUCAGGCCGCCAUGCCAAAUCGGAGCACAAUGUGAUAGAACUUGAUAUUAGAAACUUUAAGUUCUUCGACGAGUCGAUGGAUAAGAAGAAAUACUUGAUCCGUAUGCAGUCGAAGCCAUCGCCCAGUGGAGCUCAUUUGGCCUCCUUGGGCAACGAGUUAAACCUGGACGAGGGUCACGACAAGCUGCUAACCUCGUCGGGCAGCAGCAGUGCGAAUGAGCCGGCUGCCAACUCAGCAUCGGCCCUGACCGCAUCCACCUCCUCGUCCACCUGCAGCAGCGGUCCUUACACGGAGAUCCUAUUCAAGACGAAGAGCAGCAACGAGAUGAAGCGUCUGUUCGGACUACUGCAGUGGAAGGACAGCCUCAACUACGAUGAUAAUGAGCAUCAGCCACAGGGCAAGCAGUUGGCAGAACCACAGAAAACAGUGGCUAGCGCCAGUUACCUGGACGAUGUCCAAGGUGGAGCAAGUGCAGCCGACAGCUCACCCUUGAGCUCCCAUUCGGGUGGCAUUGCAGACGCUAGUGGCAGUCACCAUGUUUCUGCGCUACCAGCAGCUGCGGCUAUUGUCGCUGCCACCAGCGACUCCAUUUCGCCGGUGAUGAAGGCAAGGAAGUCCUCUUCGCACAAGCAUAUACCUGAUAAGGAUCUGGGAUCGCCCAAAUCGAAGAACUGGAAGGAUUUGCUCUUCCGCCGUGGCGGCAGUGGCAGCGGAGGAGUGUCGCACCACGACUUGGCUUCGCCAUCCGCCUGUGCAGCCAAGCAGAUUGGAUCCAUUGGCGUUCCCCUGCGCAGCUGCCCCAUGUCAAAGGUCAAUGCGUAUGUGCCGCAUCUGGUAGAGGUGUGCACGAACAUUGUGGAGACGAAGGGUCUGGGCGUGGUGGGCAUCUAUCGCAUACCCGGCAACAAGGCGGCCAUAUCGGAGCUGUCCGAACUUGUUAACACCAAGGACUUUCAGUUCGAGAGUUGUGCCAGCGAUGAUCGCUGGGAGGAUGUGAAUGUGGUGAGCAGCCUGCUCAAGUUGUUUAUACGCAGCUUGCCUGAUGCCUUGAUGCCGGCAAGUUACUAUAUCAACUUCAUUGAGGCGGACAAGAAGUUCGGCCUGGAGAGAAUUGUCCUGUUGCGCGAGAUUGUGGAAUCGUUACCACGGCAUCCCUACGAGACAAUGAAACACUUGAUUCGGCAUCUGUGCCGAGUGAGCGGCAAUUGCGAUGUGAACCGCAUGGAGCCCAAGAACCUGGCCAUCAUAUUUGGGCCAUCGAUAAUCAGGACGCCGAACGAUACCCUGGAAACGGCAGUCAAGGACAUGAAGCAUCAGUGCCGCAUCGUUGAGCUGCUGGUCACACAGUACGACUACUUCUUCGAAGGCGGCAGUCUGCCGGAUAUAGCCGAAGUAAGCGGCGGUACCGCUGCCGUCAGCGCCGCUCAGCCGCAGCAGCAGACGCAGGAGGAUCAGACGAGCAUGCUGCUGCACAACCUGUCGAAGAUCGAGCGGAUCACAGAGCGCGAAACCACGCGCACCUCGCGCUUUAUGCCGCAGCUCAGACGAAAGACCCAUGGCAAGCGCAGCGCCGUAAACUCGGACACGUACUCCGGCGAGAGCGUUCUGGUAAGCGGAAGCUCCUCCAACACCACAACCAACACCACCACCACCACCCACACCACAAGUAGCACAAGUAGUAGCAACACCAUCACCACAACCAUCAGCACCACCACCAUCCAGCAGCGACGGGCGCAGCGCAAGGCUGUGCAGAGCAUUUGCGACCAGGCUCUAAUUCUGCUCCUGCCCACACCCGUUUCUUCCGUCUCUCUUCCCUUUCAGUCGUUGGACUACGCCAAGGCGUCCGCCUCUGCCUCGGCAUCCGCGAGCAGCACCGCCAGUACUUCGAGCAGUUCGACGCUCCACAGCGGUGGCAAGGCAUCUGCCUCAUCCUCAUCCAGUUCCACUACCAAGUUCAGCUCAUCGUCAUCGUCGGCGUGCUCAACAACGGCGGUGGCUAUUUCUUCCUCCAUCUCGGCGACGUCCUCCAAAUUGUUGAGCGCCAAUUUUAAGAAGCGUAGCACGGGAGGUUUCCUGGGCUCAAGAUCAUCGCAUCAGACGCGCAAGGCCAGCUUAGACGAAAAGGACUCAGGACAGUCGUCUGGCAGCCUUGGUCACAGCCUGGGAGUAGGCAUCAAUCUGGCCAAGGAACAACAGCGCAGCAGCGUGGACAUAUCCAUUCUGCUAACGGACGACGACUCUAGCAGCAGGCUGAGCGAUACGGGUUCCAUGUCGCUGACGACCAUUACGGACACACUGGACAGCAAGCUACGCAACUUGCGCAGCGGCUCCGAAUCGAACGAUGAGAAUGGAUCGCCCGAGUUUCCCAAGAACCGGCGGCACACCUUGGGUCAACCGCUGCACAUGCACUCCGAGAACAUUCCGUAUGCGGACGAGUCGCCUGAGCGGCUGUUCCAUCAGUUUUGCAAUCCCCUGGAGACAGCCCCCUUAUCCCUGCACCUAAGCCGCUCCUGCACGGCCACCAAUACAAUUGGGGGCGAGGAAAAGCCUUCAAAGCAGUCGGGUGGAGUUGCACCACUGCCCCCAAGUUUGCUUAAGGCGGCACAUAAGCUACAGCACUCAGCCACGGUGCCCAUUCAUCAGGGAAGCUCCACUGCACCAACCAGUGGAGCAGCCACGCCAGUAGGCACGCCAACCGGGAGCGGUGGGGCCGGCGCUAUUCCCUCGCGCAGCUCUUCGAGCAGUGUCACGACGCUAACCAAGAGCAUACAUCCCAGGUUCAGUAACUAUCUAAGCUACGAAAGAGGCAAUGCAGCCGCUGGAGGCGCUGAAAGGGUGGUGGGAUCCGCCGGAGGAGCUGCCUCCGACGACGAUUCCGAGGGCUCGACCACCAGUGAUCCCAAGGAGAAGCUGCUUCUCGGCGAACGCCCGUCGCCUUCGUUUUUUAUCGAGCGCUACAACAAAAAGAGACGAGAUCAUCGGUUAUUUCGCAGCGCCAGUUUCAAUUGCCGGAACUACUCCACCCGGCACAUAACGGCGCAGCCCUCCGGAGGAGUAGCGGCGGGAGUAUCGGGCGGAGUAGCUGGAGCGGUGGCGGUGGGAGUGGCUUGCUGCCAGGCAUUGAGCACCACUGGCUUGACCAAGGACGAGAAGACUGAUAUGAACCUGACCAAGAAGCGCCAGAUCCAGAACAAGCAGAAUCGGUCCAUUAAGCGGCGGCAUACAGUAGGCGGACCUCACGACUAUUCCGCCAGCAAUGGUGGCUGCUCGAAUCACUCACACGGUCACGACCUGGCAGCCAUCAACUACAAUCACCACAAUCGCCAUCACCAGCAACAGUUGCUGAAGCUGGGCAGCGCCACAUCUGGCGGUGGAGGCAGUGGCGCAGCCGCGGCCGAGACGACGACCACCACAACGACCACCACCACGGUGCUGCGGCGCCUCGGUACGGGUCAAGCUGGCGCCGAAGCGAGUGUGGCCUUGCCCGCAUCUAGUUCCGGAUCCAGCAGCAACAACAAUAACUCGCCCCAAAGCGAUGGCAGUAAUGGCAACGGCGGUGGAGUAGCAGGAGUGGCCUCCAGUGCACCGCCGACUGGCGUAGGUGUGGGUGGCAACAACAGCAGCGGAAGCAGCAGCAACAGCAGCAGCACCAGCACAACUCCCGCUGGGAACGGCGAUCAGGUCCUGGAAGUGGGCAUACGCAUCAAGAACAUUAACCGGGGUCGCUUCUAGAAACCUGUAUUCCCAGACUAAGAACAAACAGUCUAUACAAAACAAAAAGUGUAAUAUGGCUAAAGGCAGACAGUCUGCUUAUAUCGCGUUUUAAAGAACCUGACAAAAAACAUAGUUUAUAGCUCCUAGUGCAGAUUGCUGCGACAAGACCACCCCGAAAUAGCAGUUGCUUAAAUGUGGUUAACCUGAUUAAUUGACACUUUGAAUCCCACAGUUUACAAGAGUAUUAACGAAAGGUUUAAUAUAUAUAAACAAAGGCAUAACGAGAAGAUAUUUAACAAUAGUCGGUUAGACACACAAAAGCUAAACACACCUUUUUAAAAAACAAAGUUAAAUUGAAUGUUAACCCUGAACAAAGUUGCUAGAAAGGCAAAUCGAUGUAGCAAAGGCUAUGCGCACACCUCUAAGUAGUCUUGCUUCACAGACCCUUGCGUUUAAAACAAAGUUUUGCAUGUUAAACGGUGAAAACUAAUUUUAAAUUCAAGUGGGGCGUGGCAAAGCUACUUGAAAGGAGUGCGAAUACCUUGUGCUGCUUAGGUUCUGUAAAAAGUAGUCAUCAUAAUCUAUUUUACUAUAUAUACCUAUAUCAAUGUGCAGUUGCAGUGUUGUGUCCGAAUUGGGUCUUAAAAGUUAACCAAAAGGAGUGUUGAGAAGUGUUGAUUGCGAAACAAAUCAGCAGAGCAGUUGAAAUACAUAAUCUUACAUAAUCUAACACAAUAUAUUUAUAUAUUCAUGCGCGGACCCGAGGAAGUUGUGUCGAAUACAAUACAUUACAAAUUGAAACCCAUUGAAACCCGACCCAGGAAAACUUAAACUAACUAGUUGGCAAGGAUCCGAGAUCGAAUUGCUUAAUGCACUGCAAUGAGAACAACUAAUGGCACAACUUCGAGGGAAAACAAAUCGUAUUAAUGCAACGCACGAAAAACAAUCUGUACCGAGGGCAGGAAGUAAUUUAUUCGCACACACGAAGUACACAAAACACACAAAUUAAAUGGGAACCAAGCAAAGAUGGCAGGUAUAUUGCGGGAGACAGAGCAAGAUAUAUACACAUAGCGAGUGACAAGGAGAGGGAGAUAGAAAGAGAAAGAACUAUUUUGUAAAACUUAUACAACACAUUACAGAGAAAUCGCAUAAGCAACCACCUACGCAAAGGAACAAUUGAUGGAGAGUCGCCUGUCCGUGUCCGUGCACCAGGAUGAGUCCUUUUGACAACCAAGUUGUGCUAGGUCCUGCAUAGGGAUCAGUUCUGUUCUUAAUUUAGAUGUGCAUUCGUUUUUUUUUUCUGUGUACCUCCGUACCUGUUGUACAAAAAUUGUAGGGCUGAUGAUCCCCAUUUUGGUGCCUUAAAUUAUUGGCUUUAAAGAUUCUGUUAACCUUUUUUCCACCCACAAAAUUGUUUUUAUACAAACCAAUUUUUUUUUUAUUAUUUAUUUGGAUGGUGCUGGCGGAAAUGCAUGAUAUAGGUGCAGCUACAAAGCUAUGAAGUAGGGAAUCAGUUUUCCCGAUUAUCCCGACAGGCGACGUGUUCGAAAUUAGGUUUGAUUGAUAGAGCGACUAUAUGUUUACCAUGUGACGCACGAGAAACGGCAUAAAUUUACAUUUACAUAUAUAAUAUUAUAUAUUUUUGUGUAGUUUGUAUAUGAUUUAAGUUUGGAAAAUACAAGAACGCAUAAAAGUACAUGCAAAUGCAUAUGAUUAAGCGAUUAGAUAGUAGUUGUAUAGUAUUCCUCCCAUUUUUUUGCUGUAUAUACGAGUUAAUUUUUUUGAUUUCAUUCGCAAUUAUGAUUUACACCAACCCCAAAAAGGAUAUAUAAAGAUUAUAUAUUUUGUACGCAUUUUGUUUUGUUACCCGAUGGCAGAAAAUGAAAGAAAAUCGAGAUGGCGGGCGUAAAGAAGUAUAUAGAAAGUACCCAAGCGCGUAACGUUGCUAUAUAAAUAUUAUGAUUAACUAAAAACAAUUUUUUGUUAGACUUUAGGUAGUUAUUUUUUAAAAAUUGUAUUUUCUAUUAUACAUGUAUACAUCUAUAUAUAUUUUAUUUGUAUUAUGAUUUUUUUCAACAACAAGUAAAUGUGGAUUUUCUAUAAUGCUGACAACACAAUAAAAAAGAAACAACCAAUAUUACGAAUAAAUUGUACAAGUAUAAACCAG
Drosophila simulans is the source of this 9759-nucleotide messenger RNA. RefSeq names its product rho GTPase-activating protein gacF (gene RhoGAP19D). Bases 1011 to 7610 code for a protein of 2199 amino acids. Gene Ontology annotation, biological process: regulation of GTPase activity; signal transduction. Gene Ontology annotation, molecular function: protein binding. The record is from RefSeq and is a predicted model, not a curated record. The transcript is spliced from 16 exons. Gene Ontology annotation, cellular component: cytoplasm. NCBI's taxonomy places the organism in Eukaryota, Metazoa, Arthropoda, Insecta, Diptera, Drosophilidae.